This is a messenger RNA of Pediculus humanus corporis (human body louse), 675 nucleotides long. Its product is annotated as histone H1-II-1, putative. NCBI's taxonomy places the organism in Eukaryota, Metazoa, Arthropoda, Insecta, Psocodea, Pediculidae. Gene Ontology annotation, molecular function: double-stranded DNA binding; structural constituent of chromatin; nucleosomal DNA binding. Gene Ontology annotation, cellular component: nucleosome; nucleus. The transcript has a single exon. The coding region runs from base 1 to 675 and encodes 224 amino acids. The record is from RefSeq and is a predicted model, not a curated record. Gene Ontology annotation, biological process: chromosome condensation; negative regulation of DNA recombination; nucleosome assembly.
AUGUCCGAAACCGAAGUUGCGACCGCUCCAGCUCCUGCAGCAUCAACGCCGAAGAAGGCGGCCAAGGGAAAAUCGUCCGGAUCGGCGGCCGCGGCGGGAGCCGCCAAAAAAGCCAAAGCCAAACCAAGUCAUCCAAAAACGGCGGACAUGGUGACGGCAGCAAUCAAAAACUUAAAGGAACGCGGAGGUUCGUCUCUCCAGGCCAUCAAAAAGUACAUCGGAGCAAAUUAUAAGGUGGACGCGGAAAAAUUGGCACCGUUCAUCAGAAAGUAUUUGAAAUCUGCAGUGACGUCGGGAUCGCUCGUUCAAACGAAGGGCAAAGGAGCGUCCGGAUCGUUCAAACUUCCUCCUUCGGCGGAAAAAGCUCCAUCGAAAAAGAAGGCACAACCCGCCAAGGCAGCUGCACCCAAAGCAAAAUCUGCUGAACCGAAAGCAAAAAAAGCCAAACCGACUCCGGCGAAGAAAACGGCGGUGAAAAAGAGCGCGAGCAGCGUGCCGAAAAAAGCUCCGGCCAAAGAAAAACCAGCAAAAUCCGCAGCUCCGUCGAAAACGAAAAAGGUGAAGAAAGCUCCGACGAAAAAGCCCAAAGCUCCGAAACCGAAAAAAGUCACUCAGGCUGCGGCGGCGGCAAAACCCAAAACCGCAAAAAAAGCGACUCCAACGAAGAAAAAGUAA